GAAGCGUACGCGACAGUCGAACGUGAGACAGGGAUUAAUGCAAGUACAAAAACCUUAGUUCUUAUACGCUAGGUUUACCGAGGUAGUUUCGAUUCCUCGCAAAUAAUACAGCAUGAGAAAAAUAAAUUUCCAAAAUGUGAAUACUUUAAACGAUCGAGCGAACAUACUCUCGGGAAAUCUAUUCCUGAUAACAGCCGAUGGUUCGCGGUUUUCAAUACUAUGGCGCAUACAUGGCAUCGUCGUCUGGUUAAUACAGCUGAUUUACACGAUAGUGUUGCUCGCCGGGAUAAUCGUGACGCCAAAAGAAAAGGCUCUAAAGGACGGUACUGUUGCCGUUGUCGUUAUCAUUGAGUCGUGUUUUUUGCUCACGCGUAUUUACGUAAACAAAAAAUUAAUGAUGUCACUGAUUCAGAAAAUAAAUGACAUCCUAGAAACCGCGGAUGAGACCAUGGAGGAUAUUGUGAAGACGACUCUGAAACCAAUAAUAAUGCCGUUUGUAAUUUACGGGAUAGCUGGCGCGUUAUCUAUUACCAUAUGGACCUUACAACCUAUUUUAUUGGUUUACGAGAAGAAUAAUUUUUUUUACGUAGAUUAUAAUUUACCAACCGCUAUUAGCGCCGAGCCGUUCUCUACCAGUGUCUUGAUUUCAUCGACUGUUUUCAUGACGAUUGCCAGUGUAUACAGCUUUCUGAAGAAAUACAGCGUGGACGUAUACAUGAUGCAUUUAGUGUUGAUGUUGACCGCACAAUAUCGAUAUAUGGCAAUAAAAUUAUCAUUAUUAUUUCGAGAUUCUCGUGACGAGUCUCGAAAAGGGCAUCAUCCUAUGACAAAUCGAUGGGCAGAAAAAGAACUGAGAGCGUUAUGUCAACAUCAAAAUACUGUUUUGCACAUAUCGUUUUUGUUAAAGAAACUUCUGUCUGUGAACUUCAGUCUAUUAUAUCUCAACAGCGUUUUUCGAUUUUGCUUUAUAGGUAUCCUAAUGAGCUCGGUGCCAUAUAUGACAUUCAUGGAGGGAAUUUCGGUCUUAUCAUUUACAAUAGGUUCAAUAAUGCAGUUCUUUUUGUUAUGUUCUUCCGUGCAGACAUUAUCAGACGCGAGUACCAAAGUGACGGAUAAAGCAUUUGAUGAAGCCUGGUAUCAAUUUGGACCAUCAAUAAAACGUACAUUUAUACUACUGAUAAUGGCUAACAGUUUAGAGUGCAAAAUUGCAGCAAUUGAAAAAUUCAAUCUGUCUCUGCCUUCAUUUAUGACGAUUAUGAAUCAAUCAUAUUCGAUUGCUCUUCUCUUUUUAAAAGCGAAUUGAAAUAAAAGAUACAUCGCGCAUAUUUAAAACUAUAAAAAAUAUGGUAAAGAAUGGUUAUUGAA
Messenger RNA from Cataglyphis hispanica, 1365 nucleotides. RefSeq names its product odorant receptor 22c-like. The record is from RefSeq and is a predicted model, not a curated record. The transcript has 5 exons. Gene Ontology annotation, biological process: detection of chemical stimulus involved in sensory perception of smell; sensory perception of smell. The coding region runs from base 113 to 1303 and encodes 396 amino acids. Gene Ontology annotation, cellular component: plasma membrane. Lineage: Eukaryota; Metazoa; Arthropoda; Insecta; Hymenoptera; Formicidae. Gene Ontology annotation, molecular function: odorant binding; olfactory receptor activity.